UCCUAAUUAUUUGACAUCUGUAUACAUGUCUUUAUUAGCUGAUGAUUAUUCCAAAUAUAUUGGAAAUUAAAUUCCAAGUUAUUGUGCUGUUCUGUGGGAGAUUCGAAUUUCAAAGAUGACUUCAAACGAUGUUUAAAAACAAUUGCAAGUUUGAAAAGAACUUCAAAAUAAACAAAGACGUCUGAAUUUAACAAUUUAUAUGGGUGGAGUAUAGCAGUGAAUAAAAUCACUAACGAAGUUAAUUAAGGCGCCGAGCAAGAAUUAUCGAGUUAUUGUCGGGGUGAUAACGAGGGAGAUAUAUGGGAGAAGAGAUUAUAUAUAGAAAUGUCUCCACCCAAAAGCUGUGCAGUUUGUGGCGACAAGGCACUGGGAUACAAUUUCAAUGCUGUUACUUGUGAGAGCUGUAAGGCCUUCUUUCGCAGAAACGCUUUAGCAAAAAAGCAGUUUACCUGUCCCUUUAGUCAAAAUUGUGAGAUUACUGUGGUAACGAGACGAUUUUGCCAAAGAUGUCGCCUCAAAAAGUGUAUCGACAUUGGCAUGAAAAGUGAAAAUAUUAUGUCGGAAGAAGAUAAACUCAUAAAAAGGCGUAAAAUUGAGUGUAAUCGUGCAAAGCGAAGGCUCAACGAUACUAAAACGGGUGCUUCAGCAGACAGCACAGGUUUCGAUACCGCUUCACAUGAUUCCCAAAGUUCCUUCGACAGUGGCAAGGGCACUGCCUGUAAUAAUAGCGGAUCUGCCGCCAGAGUUAAUUUAUCAUCACCCUUAAGUAGUAAUGCAGUAAUAAGUUCACCAACCUUAUUAGAGGCAGACAGCGAAAUAAACCCCGAACUGAUGACCAGUGAAGAAAUGGUAGAAUUUAUUGUUGGUGACCCAGAUCGUGCGUCGCAGGCAAUAAGUAAACUAAUGCGUACUAAAGAUGAAGCACUUUCUAUUGUGGAGAAAAUUCUUUCAUCGCAGAAGGACUCGUUACGACUAGUAUCACAUCUUAUAUCAUUUCCAGGCGAUGCGCUGAAAAUCAUUAGCAAAAUAAUGAAUUCGCCUUUUGACGCGCUUACGGUGUUCACGAAAUUCAUGAGCUCGCCUACCGAUGCUUUGGAAAUAAUAUCAAAAAUCGUCAGUUCGCCACAAGAUGUUGUUCAAUUCAUUCGAAACCUUAUGGAAUGCCCGGAAGAUGCGCUCGAUAUAAUGAAUAAAUUCAUGAAUACACCAGCUGAGGCUCUGAGGAUAAUCAACAAAAUAUUCAAUACACUAAAUCCACCAGCACGCAGUGAUGAACUACAUAAACUUCUCUUAGAUGCAACAAAGGAAAAUAAUGAUAAAUCAUUCCAGUCAGUACAGAAACUCACAGUUCCAGAAGAUUCAGAACCCGAAAAUUAUUUACUUCAAUCGAUGUUGCAGAGAAGUCCAGCAAUGAGUCAUAAUAUGGGUCACGAAUCAUAUUCUAAUCAGCAAGCAAUGCCAGUUAAUUCAGAUGCGAUGGUAGAAUCACCCAUAAACAUACAAGCAAUGACAAUAAGAACAGACACCCCGGACCAAACAAUAUCACCCAUUCAAACCGAGGCAAUAUCCAUGAGAGCAUCGCCUAGUGCACCACCAAUACCAAUGUGUUUACUAUCCUCGCAAACAAUACCUGUUAGCUCUUCAGAGUGUCCUGUUUCUACACAGAAUUUGCAGUAUAAUUCACCUUCAAGCAUUCAUGCGGAUAUUGACUUACAAAGUGCCUCUGCAGGCCUGAUAAAUCCUAACUCGUUUACAGACUCAACGUCUGGCCCUACGAACUUCAGCGAUGAACCUUUCGAAAUGAAAAGAUUCAUACAAAAUUCGUUCCCUGAAAACGCAAGUGGAGGCGAUAGCUUAAAUUCGUUGGAAUCGGUACUGUCUGAAGUAAUUCGAAUCGAAUUUCAGGCUUUUAACAAUUUGCCGCCAGAACCGCGGGUGAAACAUGAACAAUUCAAUUAUAAAUCAAACAUACCGAUGCAACAACAGUGCGGAUAUAGUUUUCACAAUACACAACCGCAGCAACCUGUUUGCUUGCCAUCCAGUGUAACAAUGGGACGUGAUCUUAAUGAGGCAGAGCAGAUGAAGUUGCGUGAACUGAAACUAGCAAGCGAAGCACUUUAUUAUCCAAUGGACAACGAUCUGUCUCUAUUAAUGAUGGGCGAUGAUAGAAUGAAACCCGAGGAAACACGUCAGGAUCCAAAACUUUUGCAACUCAUUAAUUUGACGGCGGUAGCCAUAAAACGUUUGAUAAAAAUGGCUAAAAAGAUAAGCGUUUUUCGGGAAAUGUGUCAGGAAGAUCAAGUAGCACUACUGAAAGGUGGCUGCACUGAAAUGAUGAUUAUGCGCGCUGUGAUUACCUAUGACAAUAAUCGUAAUACAUGGAAGCUGCCGCAUAUUUCAAAUUCAGCACAUGUGCAUGCAGAGAUUCUAAAGCAAGCUAAGGGCAAUUUAUAUGAAGAAAUUAUGAAAUUUUUUAGUACCUUUGACGAGAAAUGGCGCAUUGAUGAGAAUAUAAUUUUAAUAAUGUGCGCAAUUGUGCUCUUUACACCAACGCGUGCACGUAUAAUUCACUCUGACGUUAUUCGAUUGGAACAGAAUUCAUAUUAUUAUCUACUACGAAGAUAUCUAGAGAGCGUAUAUCCUGGCUGUGAGGCAAAAUCAGCAUUUAUCAAGUUAAUACAAAAAAUUUCGGAUGUUGAGCGUCUGAAUCAACUUAUUAUUAACGUUUAUUUAAAUGUCAAUCCAGCUGAAGUGGAGCCCUUACUACGGGAAAUUUUUGAUUUGAAGAAUCCUUAGAAGCCCAAUAAAAGUAUUGUUGAGUUUAUAAAACAAUGUAAGUGACAGCAAUACCAGUUAGAUAUACAUAUACGCUUAAAAG
Molecule: messenger RNA, 2878 nt
Organism: Rhagoletis zephyria (snowberry fruit fly)
Lineage: Eukaryota; Metazoa; Arthropoda; Insecta; Diptera; Tephritidae
Gene: Hr96
Product: Nuclear hormone receptor HR96
Biological process (GO): positive regulation of transcription by RNA polymerase II; negative regulation of transcription by RNA polymerase II; cell differentiation
Molecular function (GO): zinc ion binding; RNA polymerase II cis-regulatory region sequence-specific DNA binding; nuclear receptor activity
Source: RefSeq, a predicted model, not a curated record